AUGCUUUGGGAAUCUGGCAUUCAGUAUCGGAAACGCUACACGGCAGCACCCCGGCUGAUGGCGGAAUUGACCGGGGCGGCCAAACGACUGGUCGCGGGUAAACCCGCGGAAGAGGUGGCGUUCGCUGGAGGUGUGCGCCACGUCCUGGACUACUUGCGAAAGUCGUUGGGGAAACCCAAGGUCAACGAGGUCACCGAUUUCCUCGGGAAGUACUUCAACGGCACCCGUCGCAGGACGGGGGAGUCGAUGAAUGAUUAUGUGACGCGCAAGAGCGAGGCCUUUCUCCGUGUGAGCCAAGCCCUUCGACGAGUGCAGCCGCACUACAAGAAGACCAAGGUCGAGACCUACGGCGGGAACCACUACACGACUCCUUGUCGAUGGAGCCGCCGAUCCAGUGAUGCUAGUGGCUUCUGGGGAUCUGGGGGCUGGGGCCGCCAGACAACCGCCCACGAAAAGGGCGAAGAUCGAGCCGGAGAAGGGCGACCUCGACUGGUAUGGUUCCUCCUCGUACCAACAUGCUUGGCCAUCCUAUGGGUGGUCCUCGAUGAGUGCCUCCGGGAAGACUUCGACGACGUGGGAGUCAUGCAGAUCCAUUCGUUGGAAUGCGGAAAUGGUCCGAUCCUUCUGAGUGUGGAUGCUCUCAGAUCCCUUGGAGCUGUGGUGGACUUUGCACACGACAUGAUGGUGCUGACAAAAUUGGACAGCACUAAGAUCAUCCCCCUCCACAGAUCCGCGACGGGACAUCAGCUCCUUUCUCUCACGGAGGAUUUGUUCAGCAAUGCCUAUGUCUCGGCGAUACCAGUUCCCGACUUGAAGCACUACGUUUCACACUAG
Symbiodinium sp. CCMP2592 is the source of this 834-nucleotide messenger RNA. Lineage: Eukaryota; Dinophyceae; Suessiales; Symbiodiniaceae. The record is from the annotation of a GenBank genome assembly.